Gadus morhua (Atlantic cod) is the source of this 972-nucleotide messenger RNA. RefSeq names its product vestigial like family member 1 (gene vgll1l). Bases 341 to 931 code for a protein of 196 amino acids. The transcript has 4 exons. Gene Ontology annotation, cellular component: nucleus. Gene Ontology annotation, biological process: regulation of DNA-templated transcription. The record is from RefSeq and is a predicted model, not a curated record. Lineage: Eukaryota; Metazoa; Chordata; Actinopteri; Gadiformes; Gadidae.
UUCUAAUCUCUGUUCCUGAAGACUCACACCCUCAGACCGGAGCACACCGCGCUAACACACCGACUAAGGUGGGUUGAAGGAAGCCACAGCCGGGUGUAGGACCACAAGCAGAAAGGAAACAAGGCAACUGUGAGCUGGCUGACCAGGAUUGGAUGGAUUAAUACGAUAUCUGCAAGGACACCCAGUGAUAGUAUGUUAAUGAAGAUGUUUUUUGGCUCUCGUACGCGCCAACAUCAGGUGUUUGUUCACUAAUCAAUCGUUCCAAGGACUGGUUCCUUGGUCAGUGUUGGCUCACCAUCGAGAAGCAAGUAAAAGGAUCUCUCCCAGUUUUAGAUGACCGAUGGCCGACGUGGGAGGAAGCCCGUUCUCGAAGAUGGAGGAGAACUCCCAGAGUGUGAUCCUCACCUACUUCCAGGGGGACAUCGGUAGCAUGGUGGACGCACACUUCUCCCGGGCCCUUGCCAGGGCCGACAGGGCCAAGCCCAUCAAACCCAAAAAGAGCUUCAAGUUCCUCAAAUCAGAGGACCCAACGACCUGCCAGUGGACGGCCAGCUCCUCUGGCUCCUACCCGGAGGCGCAGUUCCUGAGCCGCAAGGGGUCCCAGGGCGGCCUGCCCUUCAGCCCCGUGGACCAGGCGCCCUCCGGCUGGCAGCCCUUCCCCUACCGGCAGGCAGGGGGCCCGGGGCUGCCCCCCAUCCCGUACUCCAUGAGCGCGGAGGGCCAGAGCCUCACGGAGCAGCAGUACGCCACGUCCCUGCUCAACCUGCUGCACAGCGACCGCAGCGAGAUGGGUCCCGGCCUGGCCUCCGGGUCCAAACCCGAGCUGAUGCCCAGCUGGACGGGGCCGGCCGCCUUCAGGGACGCCUUGGAUCCCACCGCUGACUUUGAUCCCGGAAGGAAUGUGGACAAGAAGGUCCUCUACUGGUACUAAAGAAACAAGUUUUUGCCCGAGUGGAGGGGGGGGGGGGGGGG